UCUCUUUCAGUUGAAGAAGCUGUUCAAGUUUUACAGCAUCGAGGUGAAUCAGACACAUGGGGAACCACUCCAGAACUUUUGAUAUCAGACACUUCAGACCAUUAUCGAACAUUUGGUAUGCUAGAAAAAUUGCUGCUUAAUCCUGUAAAGUUAUCUGAGGAAUGGACAUUUCAGUUGGAGCCAGCAGUUCAAAAAAUGGUUAUUCAAAAGUAUUAUGAAUUUGAUGACAUUGUGAUUCGUGAAAUAAUUGGAAAGAAACUUAAUGCUCGCACACGAAAAGACCUUGAUGAUGUUGCAGAGAAAACAGGGGUAUUACUUCGAUCCUGCAGAAGGGAGUUUGAUAAUGUCAAGAGGGUCUUUCUCAAACAAGUUUUGACGAAUUGCCAGGUUGUCAGUUUUAUUGCCAACAUCCAGGCCAACUUCCUUUUGCCUAGCCUUCUAGCCAAGAAGUAUGCUGCUAUUGUGUUUAUAAUCAACAACCGAUUUGAGACAAGUAAAAGAAAGCUUAAUUACCUCACGUUCGAAGAUUUCUCUGUGUGUGCCUUGCUGAUGAUGACAACCUGGACAAGUGCAUCUUCCCUUUUGGCAUCUGGAAUCAGCCAUGGCCCCGAAGGUGUUGAUGACUCAGACUUGGAUAGAGAUUUUCUGAUUGAAUUAAGAGAUUUCAAACUCUUGUUAGACCGUGAAAAAGAGCACAGGAAUGCAACUCUGAGCCACCUGAGGGGUAAAAUUCCUGAUCGCAUGUGUUCAGAAGUGGAGACAAACUUCAAAGUGUAUUCAAGAGCAAUUACAAACAAUAGGGUUGCCCUGAACAAUUCACGUGACCUGCGUGAUUUUUUUGUCGACACGGUCGAAAAAGUGGUUGACCCGUGUCGUCAGUCCCGAUGGAAAGGAUCCGAACUGGAAAUUUUCCUUCAAGUUUACACAGAUGCUGGGAGUGGAUUAGAUUUCAUGACCAAUAACCAUUCCCUGCAGUCAACCUGGGAGAGAUACAUGAACACCAUGCGAGUAUGCAUCUGUCAGUUGUAUCAUUCAUGACGCCACGCCCCUCCAUUGCGGCUAACUCGAACUGCCACAGUUCAAGAAAAGGUUCCAUCUGAAUGACCCAGGCUUAAAAAAGGUCGCAAUUUCAGUUUAGAAUGAAACAUAGUGAUUAAUAGUAGGUGAAAUUUUGUAUAGAAUAGUAAUAGUAGUACACUGAAAGAGGGUAUCAGUAUUCUUGAAAAUUUUGAUAAACAUUGAAAGAAUUUAUUUUUAGUCUCAAUUUCUAAAGUUUUACUCUAGUAUAAAUGUAUCAGAGAUGAUAAGUUUAAAGUAUGCAAAAUUAAAAUCAGAAUCAUUGUUCCAUACGUUUGUUUUACUAAAAGCUUUGACUUUCCUUAUGCAAAUCAUUUCAACUUCAUUGAAGAAGUGAAAGAAUAUGCUAGGUUAAUGUAAAUGAUUUGAUCACUUACUUUGAAAUUAUAAUUUGCAACUGAAUGUGAAAAAUUUUCAAGUAGUAGUAAUAUGUUGUAUUGGGUUGCAUGUAAGCAUGAGUAUAAAACAGGAAGAAUCCUAUGUAAUAUAGAAAAUUGUUUGUAUCUUGAAGCUGCUUUAUAGGAAUCAACAGAUUAUUAAACAAAGUACAAAAUGGAUAUUUUUCAAAAGGUAUGUACUGCUGAUUUGUAAGACUACUGAGCAGAAGCACUGAUUUAUAAUAGCAAAAGAAUUAUGUCUUGUAAGGCCAGUAUUUAAAAGUGAACUUAUGCAGCUUACCAAGUGAUUACAUAACCAUAGUUUCACUAUCCGCAGCAGCUAGAAUUAGAAAUUCACGGUAGUACUUUUGUUUGGGUUAGUCAGCUACCCCGCCACCAGUGGGGAAAGUGUGGAACCAACCCAGUAAACAAGGCAAGUUGUUUUCUGCCACUGAUAACUGUAACAUUGGUUUUAUAGCAGCUGCGUAAUUUGAAGCUGGUAGAAUCUUCUCAAUCGAUGUUCUCUGGAAUUUGGUGAAGUACUCUUACCUGUGGUCCGCUUUGGCAUUGAUUAGCUAUUUAGGAAUCCAGUAUUUCGAUUUUGUCUUGCUUUUGUCUUUGUUUACUUUAGAAGCCGGCAUGUCCAAUUCUAGUGCACAAAGUGUAAGGUAUUGCAGCAAAUGCUCCAAUUCUAGGCUAAUCAAAGCUUGUUAUGACCUGUAUUCAGUUUGCAUUAGUUGUAGGGGUCAGAAUUGUUUGCCACAAUUAACCUGUGACGAAUAUGAGAAUUGGAGGAUAACAUGUGAAGGACUUUCAAGACUUAUCUGAAAAAGCUUGAUGGACAUAAAAAGAGAAAAGCAGCUGUUAGAGUUAGCAGUAGGUAAUCCUUAGCUAGUCAGGCUGACGAUGUCUCUCUUUUUUUUUCUCAUUCUCCUUCUGUCACACUCAUUCCAUUGUCUCAAGCUUUAAACCCCAUCCUAACCCUGGCUUCCUUGCACCCAUACCUGAUCCCGUUGCCAGCCUUGAAUCAUGAGUAGACCAGAAAUUUUCUGUGAUGUUACAGGCCAUGGAAUAAUUUGGGAGCUAAUGUCAAAGUUCUCAUGGACAAGGUAGGUAAAACUGAUGAAAGUGUUUUUGCUAGUGUUAGUGCAGUGCAGGAGGUGGCUGCUCGUCCCACUGAUUCUCCUUAGCAAAGGUCCCUGUCAUACUCCCCUACACCUGGGGAAGUCAUACUGGUAGCUCAAGGGAGGUCGGUGGGGUCUGGCCACGGGUAGUUGCCCCAUCAUUUAAUCCUGUUGUAGUAUCCAAGGUAUCAACAGUGCCACUGGAAAGGCGUCUCUAAGGGAGUGUCUUGUUUUUCCUCAAGAGCAUCUAGCUCAUAGGAAUUGCCGCUCAGGCGCCAAAGGCGCUUUGCAGAUGAAUUUCAUCCGUUGAAAAGACGAGUGAGGAAGGAUUCGCUUUCUCCUGUGUCUUCCAAGAAGGCUCGUGAUCUCCCUACUGAGCAACACCCAUUGUGUAGUUUCUGGGACAAUCCUGAGUAUCUUUUCCAGAAAGUUCCUGUUUGGGGAAGGACAGCGUGCUCCAGAAAAGCAUCCUUCAUUCAUUAGUCAUUCUCCUUUUAGAACAGCCUAGUAUUGUACCAGUGGGUGUUCCUACGCAGAUGUCAGUAUCUGACUGUCCAUUGGUGUAGGGUACCCCUCCUGCUCCUUGCUCAUCAGCCGUACCUUCGGUUUCCAAGUCCAUAGAGGCUCAGAGUAAUGUGUGAGUAUCUGCCUUAGAAGGGGCUCCUGUAUCAGUGUCAGUGUAUCCAGUGCCUACUGAAAGUUCUUCUAGGCCUAGGCCAUGCACCUGAGCACCAUUGGCACCUGUGCUUUUGUCUCCUGAAGACUUCAAAGUGCCCAAUGGUGCCAAAGCAGUUAUCAGUGCAUUCCCCUCUUUAGUUCAGCCAUCUCAUAAGUGCCAAUUGUCGAUAGAGCGCCUAUCGGCUUCUCAAUAACUCCCCUUGUUCGCCCGAAUCUCAUUAGUGCUUGAGCAUCCAUCGGAGCCACAGCCCCCAUCGGUGCCUCAGCUCGCUUUGGUGCAUCAGCCUCUGUCAGUGAGUUUUUCACUUGCUCCUCAGUUGCCAGGACUUGCAACUCCUGCAGUGCCUUCACAUCCUUCAGGAAUGCAAACUUCCUCUUCUGUUGAUCCUUCAGUAGUGGAUAUCCAAAGAGAACUGGAUAGUAAUUUGGGUCUGUUUCAGAAACCUGCAGCCCUGUUUAACUCCCUUCCAACUUGUCUCCUGUCUCUUCAGAAGAAGAAGAAAUAGAAGGGGAAGUAGAUAAAGAUACUCCUACAGUGAAUUCUUCUUUGCUUCAAUAUUUGCUAGUAAAUUUCCCUAGUUUCUUUUCACCAGCAGCUGUGGAUUCCCUGAUGUCUGUUUACCAGAUGGAUAACCAGGUAGAGGGUGCCUCUAAGCUUCUGAAUUUGUUUUUUUCUGUAUCAGCCAAGAAGGCUUAGAAAGAAGUAAACUUGUGGCUCUCAAAGAAGAGAGAGCAAGGGAAAGCCAACUUAUGUCUCCUUCCUUCUAAGCUGUCUACUAGGAGGCAUUGUUCAUAUGAGACAGGGGAAGCUCUUGCCCUGGGAGUUUCUGCCUCCUCCCAGGGGGACUUCUUCGGUCUUAUUGACUCCUCCAGGAGAUCAGCCUUCAACUCAGCCAAACUUAUGUUCUCGACUUCAGAACUGGACCACCCUCUGAAAAACAUUUUCUGUGUUUUGGAAGCUAUGAGUUUUAUGGACUGGUUUGCAGUGGCAUUAACGCGCAAGAUUAAGGAGUGUGCUGCCAUCUUGGAGGACUCAGUAUCUGACUAGCUUGGUGUUAUAUACUGCCUUGAUAAGGGUUUUACGGAUGGGUCUCUUGAAUUAGCAUCCCUAUUCACCUUAGACAUCCUCAAGAAGAGGGAGCAUUGGUGCUCUUUUACUACUAAAUGAGUGAUCUGCUCUCAGAGGGCCGCUUUUCUGCUCUUGCCACUUGAUAGUAAGCACCUGUUUCCUCAGACCACAGUUAUCCAAAUUUCUUUGGAUCUUUAGAAAAAAUCUACUCUAGAUCUUUUGGCGCAGUCUGUGAAGCAUCCUAGGGAGAUGACCGCCAGUAUCAGCCCUUUUGUGGCAGAGGUGAGUCAAGAAGUUUCCCCAGAGCUCGAAGGAAUGUCCGUUUUACUCCCUGAGCAAUCAAGAAGUCAUCAUCUUCUAAAUCUUCUCUCAAGAAAUGAGAAGCAAGUCCUCAGUACUCCAAUAGGAGCAAGGCUCCUUCAUUUUUAGCAGAGUUGGAAAGUGAGAGGAGCAGAACCAUGGGUUGUGAAGUUUCUUAAAGAAGGUACACCAUUCCCUUCAUUCAAAACCAUCCCUUAGCCAGGUCUCUAAUUUUGACAGCUUACUCUGGCAACUCAAGAGAAAUUCUUAGCUCUCACACAAGAAGGGACAUCCCUGUUAGCAAAGAGGGCUAUAGAAGUAGUAGAGAUCCCCACUCAAAAGGUUUUACAAUAGUCUUUUUGUGGUCCUCAAGGCCUCGGGGGCUGGAGACAAGUUCUGGAUGUGAGCCUCUUGAACUUGUUUGUGUUGAAGACCAAGUUCAAAAUGGAAAUGAAUCAGACAGUAUUUUCCUCAAUUCGUCAAGGAGACUGGAUGUUCUCGAUCAGUAUGGGAGACAUACUUCCAUAUCCCUAUUCACCCAGAACCGAGAAAGUUCCUGAGAUUCAUUUUCCAGAACAGAAUUUAUCAGUUCAGAGCUCUGUGCUUCAGCCUUUCCUCAGCUCCCCAGGUAUUUAUCCGUGUCCUAGCCCCUGUAGCAAAGUGGCUACACCUAGUAGGUGUAAAGAUCGCUCUCUACCUCAACGACUGGCUUGUUCGCUCUCAGACAAAGUUGAAAUGUACGGAGGACCUGCAGAAAACCCUGGCAUUAGCCCAAGAACUUGGACUUCUAAUAAAUUUAGGGAAGUCUCAUUUAGUCCCUUUUCAAGAGAUAGUAUAAGGAGCUCUCCUGGGAGACAAGGAAGUCUCAGGAGUUUGGACUGGGGAACAAAAGAGCUGGCACAUAAAUGUGAAGGAAUUAAUAGCCAUCCACUGGGGAUUAAAAACCUCUACAGAGAUCAGCAACAAAGUAAUAACAGUCCACUCGGCAAUACAACAGCUCUGUCCUAUAUAAGAAAACAGUGGGGUACCCACUUCUUCACUGUGUGAGACAGCAAGAGCCAUACUCUGAUGGGUGCAUCAGAAUCAUACGUUGAUUUUAACAAGAUUUAUUCAAGGCAAAUUCAAUUCGUUGGUGGACAAACUGAGCCGCUGAAAGCAAGUUUUCCCCAUUAGAUCCUCUAGUGUGUCUCAACUUUUGGUAGUUGUGGGGUAAACCAGUACUGGACAUUUUGCCACUGCUACUGCGAAUGAUCACCUCCCCGUUUACUGCUUACCAGCCCCUGAUCCCCUCAGAUGGGCAACAGAUGCCUUUCCUCCGUUCAGGAUGGUGAGAGGUCAUCAACAAGUUCAGAUCUCAUCAAAAUCCUCACGAUGACACUAAUUGCUCUGUCAACAAAGACCUUUCAGAUCUCAUAAGGUCUUUUUGACAUAACAAAGCUGAAGGAGAAUAAAGCUUUAUCUUGGAGCCUGGAUGCGGUACUCAAAUGGCUCUCAGAGCCACGUUUUGAGCCUCUUAAUUCUGCAUGGUGUUGGGUGAGGGUGUAUAGGAAGUCUUUUCUUCUUACCCUUUGUCCUCUUCACCUUGAUGAAGGUUAUCAAAUCACAGGGGAAGCUGGGAUGUACUAGUUACAUGAAGUACCUACCAGUCCUUUUUAAUUGUUGGGUGUUAGGCUUUUAAUAUUUGGUGUUGGUAACUAUAUUUACACUGGUGCUUUCAGUGUCUUGUGGUACUGAACUCUGGGCAGGGGCAGUGUAUUGCGUAUCCUUGCUUGCCACGGACUUUCCUUGGCUGCAGUGGAUCCCACUCUAGUAGAAGAUGACCCCUGGCUAUACCACCAUGUCUCUACAAGUUAAGAUGAGCGCCAUCCAGAGGCAGUAAUUAUCUGUGCAGCACUCUAGACAGGUAAGGAACCAAUGCACAUUUUAACCAAAUGCUUGCAAUAUUUUCCCUAUUUGUGCAUCUCAUCCCUUACAGGAUUUGUAAACUUGUAUAUCCAUGUAUCCCACCCUCCUAUAAUGUGGGGUUCAGUUAUGUAAUCACUUGUAAGUUGCAGACAUAAAAAUUGUGUUUUUAUGCUAAAAUGAAAUUUUAUGUACAGGCAGUCUUCGGUUAUCGGCAGUGGUUCCGUUCCCGGGGGUGUGCCAAUAAGCGAAAACCACCAUUAACCGAAACUCAUGGAUUUAUGGUGCCAUAAUGGGGCUUAUGACGUCGAUAACCGAUUAUCGACGCCACAAGCACCCUUAUGGUGUACCAUGGUACACCAUAAGAACCCUUAUGGCGCUGAUAACCGGAACUCGUCCCGUUAUGGCACCAUAAAUUGCCCUCCUUCCUCUUCCCCUCACAUGGAAGAAAAGGCAUAAAACAACUGGGUUGGUUCCACGCUUCCCUGAUGGUGGCGGGGUAUUUGGAGUUCUAGCUGCCACGGAUAGUGAAACUAUAGCCGUGUAAUCACUUGAUGACAUCCAGAACAGACUUGCUGACCCUUUCUCCAAAGAAAUUCUCUGAUGCUCUAUGCCUAAAGAGAUACAGCACCAUUGUAGUGAACUCAUCAUAUAAUAUUGUGGCACAUUACAUUUUUUUGUUAUAGUAAUCAUGUUCAUUUUAUCACAAUCAUGUUCAUUUUAUUACAACCCAUAUAAGUAUUAAGAAAAUAAUGGUCUGGAAUAAUUGAGAAAUUUACUGUAACUACUGUACAAUGUAUUUUUUAAAAAUUGUUUUGAUUGUUAACCCAAUAGUCUACAAGACUGAGUAAUUGAUUAAGUGAAAAAUUGAAGAGAAGUUUUAGAUUAAAGACAUAAGUAAGACAUUUGCUUUCUUCUUUUGAAGAUUGAUAUAUUUUAAGUGAAAUUCAGUUCCCUUCAAAAUAUUUAAUGCCAACAACCUGUAUGUAAUUAUAACUUUAAUCCUGGAUACCUAGGCUACUUUCUUACAAAAUCUAAAUUUUGUUCUGUGUGCAUGGUGCCUUAAUAUGUUUUUAAAUAAUGUAGCCUACUUGUAAAUAUGACAGCACUUUAAGUAGACUUAUGCAAGUAGAUGCAGUGGAAAAAGCAGAAGAGAUACAUUGUAAGACAAAAUUAUCAAUAAGUUUAAUUCAAACCGUGAUUCUGAAAAAAAAAAAAAAUCUCGCAGCGACACAGAGUUUGGGAAUUAAUGAAUAGCAUGCACACACAACCUUUUCAUCAGAGGUAAUGUUACUUAAGGCCAGUUUUAUAUUUUUAAGGUGUCAUGAUAGAUUUAUGUAAGUGUUAUUUGAAUGUCAAUAGGAAUGCUACUUCUUUGAUAGGGUAGUUGCUGUCUCGUCCUCUCGGAGUACCCUUUCCAUGGUCUAUCCAUUGCUUCAUGGUGACCAGACUAAUGUCAAAGAAUUCUCUUAACUGGUCUUAUGGCUUUGUAUUGUGUCGUAAUGAUAAACAUUAUAACAUGGUAAAGUAUAAAUGGACUCAGGAUAAGAGGGCACUUUCUAUUAUCCUCGGUGAACGCUAAUACCUAGUUUACCUACUCUCCAUCAUAUUGUUUUCAUACAACCAAAAUCUGACGCCAUUCGUUUUUCUGGUCAUUCAAGAAACCAGGGCUCAGAGAAGGCCGUUCUUUGCUUAUUGAAUAGUUUUAAGUUUCAGUUAAAAAAAAAAAAUUUAACUGGUAAUGAUUUAUUGAGCAAAAAGCCGUAAUCGGCUUAUUUCGCCAGCGCACAUCAGCACUUCUUACGAUUUAUAAUGGUUAAAAAUUUUGUUAGUUUAUGAUAUGGAACAAUGAUUUUAUUGUGCGUGAAAAGCUGUAAACUGUCGUUUUUCAGCAGUACAUGUCGUCGCUAGCGAUUUAUGAUUGUUAGCUCAGAGUUUCGUUCUUUGCUUAUUGAUUUCGUUACCGAUGGUCAUGGAAACUCCCCAUUUAGUUUAGACUGUGGGACAAUGAUUUCAGUGUGCAUGAAGAGCCGUAAACUGGUUUUUUCGCCAGUACACGUCAGUGCUGCUUACAAUUUACUAAUGUUAACUGUUUUUAGAAGCGAAAGUUGUUUUGAAAAAUUAACCAUUCUAUGUGGAAGUUUUAUCUAAAGAAAUGUUCCACAAUUACCAUUAAUAUAGAUAUCUGUUCAGAUAACUAUGUCGGCAAUAGACUACCAGGCAGUAGCCUACAAUCUACGUUGAUUUAGUGUGAGAAUAUGUUAGCUGUACUGUAGUUGAUAUUGUCUGUAGCCUAUAACCUAGGAUUAUGUAUCCUUAAGGGUGAAAAAAAAUAUCCUGGAUUAAACAGUAACCUGGAAUAAGGUAAGAAUUAUGGUCAUAUCCUGUUAGGUCAUAGGCCUAGGCAGUAGCCUAAGUUUACACCAAAGACUUUAGUAUUAGAUAAAAGGCUACAGACAUUUUCUUUUUUUGUGUAGACUAAAAACAGUUAAUCAGGACUAGACAAUAACCUAUACUAGGUGAUAGCCUAACUAUAAAGUUUCACAUUAGUAAUUUACUGUUUUAUAUAAACUAAAAACAGUACAUAGACCAAAUGGACUAUGAGGUAGUAACCUAUCUUGAAUGCUACAAAUUACACCUGGUUAAUCCCAUACCUUUAAAGGUAAAUUAAUCAGGAUUAGACAGUGACCUACACUAGGUGAUCCUAACGAUAAAAUUUCACAUCAGUGAGUUUCAUAUCAGAAAGUUACUGUUUUAUGUAGUAGACCAACUAGCCUAGGGCUAGAUAUAAACACUCUGAGUUAGACAAAAGAUGUUAGCCUAACUAUUGAUUUACAUGUAAGUAACUUUCUGUUUUUAUGUAGCCUUUAUAUUUGAUCUAGAAUAAUCUGGAUUAGGCAGUAUCCUAUACUAGGCUAAGAGGGAACAAUUUAGGAAACAUCAUACUGUUGGUGUACUAAAUGUUAGUUUAGCCCAAAUAGCCUAGGACAGGAUACAAACAAUAUCCUAGGCAUAAUAAAUAACCUAAAGCCAUUUAAAAACAGUGGCUUGGGGUAACUAAACAAAUUAGCGCAUAGGAUAUUAGUCUAAAUGGUAUGACAUUUCAGCUUAAAAUUUCACAUAGUUAGUGCAAAAAGACAUACUGUACAGCCAGACACAGCUGUCAAAACUAACUUAAACCUCAAGGGGCUUAAGUUAACAUAGAUUUCUAUUAGAAUCUAUCACAAAUAUUGGAACUGUAUGAGGAACUACAGAGUUGUCCCUCAAUAAUAAUUUAAUAAUGACUGGCUUCUAAUAACAACUUUCUUUUUAUCACUACGGGGGCUGCCAUUAUCCGGGACCCUCAGUACAAGUGUUCCGUAUCAAAUUGCUCAGGUCAUUUUGUGCCAGUGGGUAUGGCUCAUACCAACCACAUAAGUUUUAAUGAUGGAACUGCUCAUUUUAGCUGUCCCAGUGAUUCCUGGGGUUCAGUAGAACUAAAAAAAGGGGAAAUUAAAUCUUUCCGGCAAAACUCCGGCAGCAGAUAUGUAAGCCUUUAUUUUUCAGACCAGGAUUUAUGGUUGGGUCAAAAUCCAGUAACAUCAGUCCCCGCUACCUCCCAGGUGUUUUAUGUUUGGGCAAAAACCCAGUGAAAUCAGUCCCCACUACCUCCCAGGUUAAACCCGCAGAGAAAAUAGAGGGAUUUUUAUGCGUGGGAGACAUUCUUACUAUGGAUUAUGAAGGGGGUAUUGCCAAUGAAAUGACCCUGCUGAAUCCAGAUGGAUCAGGGACACAAAUUUCAGGUAGCCAUGGGUCAUUGCCACAGAAUGGCAAUGUAUGAGCGACAUGAUGCAUGAUUCCAAAAAGGAAUUUUAGCUAGUCCAGUGCACGCCAGUGUAAAAGCACUGUAUCCUGCAAUCCAAAAGUGAAAGAGGAUGCAAAUGUUCCCCAAAUAAGGUCUAGCGUUGGAACUACGACUGGAAACCACUACUUAAUUGGUCAGUUCUGAAUACAAAACUUCAAAUCAAAACAUGAUAGGGGCUCCAGUACUGAUCCCUGAUGAUACACAUGAUCCUUGGUUAGAUGCAUCAGUGUGCAUUUUAUCUCCCUUUAGUAAAUAUCUAAUUAAUGAGAGAAAAACUAUGAUUGGAGCAGUACAUGUGAAAUACCACUAACAGAAACGGUCUUCUUACCUGUGUCUAUAACAUUACAAGCUAUAGAAGACACCCUUUUUUGGGACCAAAGUUGCUCACCAAAGAGUUCCAGUCUUCUUUCCCUUCAUUUUCAAAAUGAUUAAUCUUGUAAAGACAAAUUUUCAGAAUUUUGUAGUUAUUAAAAGACAGGAGAUAAUGGCAGAAUUAAAACCUUUGGAAAACUCCACAAAGGAAAGGGCAAUACUACAGCUCACUUCUGAAGGGGAAAAGCCUCCUUUAUUUAUAGCUACACAGCAAUUUAGGACCCCUAUGAGAAGAAUCUCUGAGGUGACAGCCUCAAUAGAAUUUAGUAUUGUAACCUCUACCACCUUGCUACAAGUUGCCAUCAAAAGUCUUCCAAAAUUUUCCAGAACAAGUGUUGCUGUUGUGGUUAAAAGUCUUAUGAGAACCAACCCUGUGGCAAGCAUCCUAGGACUUGCUAGAGUGGCACAUAAAAGUGCAAAUGGAAACACUGGAGGGCUCCAACUAGUCACUUCCCAAUGUAACUUGCUCAUUACAUCAUAACCCUUUUUGUAAGGACCUGUUUGAGGAGUCUGUUGUGGUUAAAAACUUAAUGAGCAAGCCCGCUCUGUGGGAAAAAGGGGAAUUUAAGAAACAAGAAUCCGAAACAUCCUCUUACCCAACCCAAAAAGGCUUACUUGAAAAGGUAAGCCUUCAGUCACCCCAAAAGGUUUUUCCCUCAACAGGUAGCUGUUCAGAUGGGAUGAUGCUUUACAAAAGGACGACGACAAUAACAAGAAAAUUUUUUCACAAGGUCCAGAGACCCUUUUAUAAGAAGUAGUAAAGCAACAAAUGGAGUGCCUAUCGAGGGCGGAGUUAGAGGAAGAGGUGGAAGCCAAUGUGAAUGGUAUGGUUGGGGGUCGAUUUCAAUGACAUAAAAGGAAAUUGAAGUCUUCCCUUUGGGGGCACAGCAUUAAUUUUGAUCGGGCUGGGGUGGGAACUGACUCACCCCACCCCCUCCUGUAAAGGGGUUCUUCCAAAAACCUGUCCCCUCUCUAGAAUAUUACGUGCAAAAAGUCCCUGUUAAUGGGAGCCAUAGAGAAACAUGCGGAUAUUUGUCGUCAAGCAUGUCUCUCUUAAGUGUCGACAAAAAUGAUUCCUCCAAACGAAGAGUGACCGUAGACCUAUCAAUAUUGAACAAGCACACUGUUUGCUAUAUUUUCCAAAUAACUACCAUUGCCUUAGUGCAUUCAAUUGUUCUAAAAGGGACUUAGAUCUGAUAAAUGUAUACUGUUGGCGUUCAUUUCCGUCCCUUCCUAAGGUUCCGGAUAGGGGAACAUAUGUACAGGUUCAAAGCCUUGCGAAGGCUAAACAUUACCCUAAGAUUUGACAAAGUUAGUAACGGUAGUUCUUGGAGAAAUCAGAAAUACAACUAUGAUAGCCCACCUAGACAACUGGUCGAUUUGGUGGCCCACAAGAAAAGUGUGCUUGAAAAGCCUAAGAACAUUGGUCAGCUGACUACAAUCAAGAGGUUUUAUGAUAAAUUGGCAAAAUCCCACCUCACACCCAGCAGACACUUUCAGUAGCUAGGACUAUGUUGGGAUAGUUUUCACAGCACGUUGUCUCUCCCCUUCAUACUUGAAACAGAAUGAGGCAAGUCCUCAAAAUGGGCCUUGCACAGCCCACAGUUUCUAAACGGCAAUUAGAAUGUAUGGUGGGCUUGUUGCAAUUUGCAUCAGUAACAGAUCAAAUACUUGGAUUACAACAAAUUAAUGUAAACAAAUUCUAGCUAUCGCAUGCAACAAACAAGAUGUGAGACCGACCUCACCAAGAGAUUGAAAAAGUUGGGGAGAUACUUCGACCUUGAUCCCUGAAGGAAUUUCUGGUGAUACAGGUCACCUUGACUCUUCAGUCUGUAUGAAUGACAUCACACACAGAUACCUUGUUGACAGGUUGGGAGGACGUUUGGAGGAUCAUCAGGUGUCAGGGAGGUGUUCAGCUAUCUAAGGAAUUGCCGUAUCAGUUUCGUGGAGCUGAUGGCUGUCUUUUUGUUUUUCAAAAAACUCAAACCUCCAGAAGGGAGACACUUGUCUGCAAUUUACCUCACUGGGUGUCUCAGUGUAAUAGUAGACUCCCAUUCAAGGAAAACGACAACCACUCUCUCAGAAAGUAGCCAACUUGCUUCCACAAAUGGUAGUGGACCUGUUUGCCACAUAUGAGAAUCACAUACUGCCAGGCAAGCAACAGCAAGAGAUGCCUUCCUACAACACUGGAACAAAGGGAGGACGAUAUACUCUUUCCUCCAUAGUUCCAGAUUUCGAGGGUGUUGAGCAAAUUCCUAACCUACUAAGGAGCAGCAUACUUAAAUACUAGCCCCAAAUUGCCAAACAGGCAUUGGUUCCUAUUAUUUUAAUAACAGGUGAAGAGAUAAAUUCCAAAACUGUCUGCUGUUUUAUCCCAGUUAGUAGGAGGGAAAGUAGUUUUGAGGAUCCUCCUUUCUAAGCCAAGACCUUCACAAGUGGAUUUUCUUAAAUAUUACCAUGAAAAUUACUCGCCCAACAUUACUAGGUACCUAGUGCAAAAAUUAUAGACUUCAUAUUUCUGGCAAUACCAGUAUAUACGGAAGAUAUAGUUGCAUUAUUUCUUUAAUGAGAGCCCAGUAAAAAAUGCUAGGGAAACAAAUUUUAGAAUUUCCUAUCCCUUUUGAAGACAAACACCUUGCAGUUACAGCAAUUAUGGAAUACAGGGCAGCAUUAACAGUAUCAUUGAUUUAUGAUUUCAUGAUUUGACUAGUAUAAGAGUUGUCACUUCCCUUCUGCAGUCCUUUGCACUACAAAGAUCUGCUCUAAAAGGGUUUCAGUUACUUGGUCCCUGAACAAGGUGCUUAGACUUUGAUCAGUCCCGCAAUUCAGUGGACCUGAUACAAACCACAGGUCUUCCUCUUAGAGGGGGGCAACCACAACUCACAAGUUACAGUAUGCAGUAUUCUUGAUUGCAUUAGCAUCAGGAGCUUGUAUUAGGAAACUGGACUCUCAUAGACAUGGACUGUACAUCAAGCAAAGAGCUGACAAUCAAUUUUGAUUGUCCUCUGGCUUGUCAUUCCUGGCCAAGAAUGGGACUCCUUUAAGAAGGAAAUCUCCUAUUCUAAGUAAACUAGAAUUAGCAGACAUCCCAAAAGGUCUAUUUUUUCCUACUCUAGCAACAAUUGCCACAAGCUCGAACAAAUUUGACUACACUGUGUAGUAGGUAGCAUAGAUAUUCUUGACCCCAUAUGCGCUGCAGCGGCAAACUCAACAAGCAAGUAUGUUUGCUAAUUACCGCUGGGGAGGGUUUGACAUUACUGCAACCAUACCCUGCAUGCUUAGGUAAGUCACCACAGAACUUCGCAAUAAAACACAUAAGUUUGCACUUAGUUUCUUUUUCUUUGCUACCAAAAGAAUGGGGCCUUGAAACUAGUGGCUUGACCUGAGACCAAAAAUCUUUUUGAAUUGUUAUGAUUAGAAUCCAAGAGCUUUUCUGCAUCUGUCAAUUUCUUUGCAAAGCUCCUUGAGGACGGGACAGUGUCUACACUUAUGAAAAAACAGGUUUUGAUGUAGGAAGAACCUAUUUUUGGUAGUCGCUGUUGAGUCCUCAAAACCCUCCCCCUUCCCUGACGAAAAGACGUGGGUUUUGAGUAUGGCAUCAUCCUACAUUGACCGACAGAAAGGAUGGCGUCUUGGUCGGACUUCGGUCAUAUGUAAACAAUAUGAUGGUGUGUUUGCACAUAAUCACUUCUUCUUCUUACGGUUUUGAUGUCGUAGGUAAACUGGGUAUUAGCGUUCACUGAGGAUAAUAGAAAGUGCCCUCUUAUCCUGAGUCCAUUUAUACUCUAUCACAUGUUAUAAUGUUUAUCAUUACAACACAAUAUCCGGCCAUAAGACUAGGUAAGAGAAUUCUUUGACAUUAGUCUGGUCACCAUGGAGCUCUAGGUAGAUUAUGGAAAGGGUACUCCUUGAGGACUGAACAGUGACUACCCAAAAUAGGGUUUUCCUACAUUUUUUACUUUACUACUUCAUACUGUAUCACGAUUUGAAGGACAGUCUUUGGAAGCUUGAUGACCUUAUACUUCAUGAAACUGAACAGCAGCUUUGGCUCAUGCAAGCAUGGUACACAAGAUGUGUAAGAAGCCUCCAGAUGUAAGAAAUGGAUAAUUGUUUUCUUAAUGCAAGUAUAUUUUUUACAAGACUAGAGGACUCAACUAUUUACCAGUGUUUUCCUAUAGGAUCCUUGUUAAUGAAAUUGAAAUAAACCUGAUGUAAAUAUUGUUGGUAUUUAAUCUCCCUGAAAGAUUGGUUUUAGGAGGGUGUGUGGUCCAAGAACAGUGGAAUUAGAAAAAAUACAAAACUGUGACUGUACUUCUUCCUGUUGCUAGGUAUGGCAUUUGCCACCAUCCCCAUGGACUAGAGUGUAUGAUGAUUAUUUCUUCUAAACAUUGUAUUGUUACAAUAAAUUGCAAAACAUUUUAUUAAAAAAGCACUGACCUAAUUGUCUAAUGACAGUCUUCCCAGCAAUACCAAACAACAUCAAUCAAGAAGUCAGUCAUAUUGAAACCUUGUUCCCAGUAACAUUUCAACUCAGCAGCACAGUUAGGAUGUUCAACUGUACAAAUCUGUUUCAAAAUAAGAGAUUACUGAAUAAUACACAUGUACAACCAAGCGUUAAAUCAGAAAUUUCCCGAUGCUAAGGCGUUCACAGGGAAGAGCUAAUUUUUUUUUUUUAUUGAUUUGGCCAAGGUGGACCAUAAUGUACAUAUGUAUAGUGGAAAAUGUUUGUGGAACUGACAGUGGCCAUUGCUUGUUUUUUGUUUAUCAUUGUGUGUUAUGGAUUUCAAAACCCAUGCCUGGUAUAUUACAUAAGCCCAGUCAUGACAUCUCGUAUGGCGAGAGCGCAUACUAUAUUAAAUACUUUCCAUAAAUGGUAUGUUGUACCCUAACAUGAUAUCUUGUGUAGAAAACUUGUGGUAACUAUCACUGUUGAGCAUGUGAACUAUUUAGCCAAAUGUGUUGGUAAUAAAAUGUCUGUUUCUUGCAAGUUAGUUAUCAUUGCUAUAAUUUUCAUUUUACAUUAGUUCAUCAUUUAGAAAUACACACAAUGUGUAGAAAUAUAUAUAUAGGCAGGCCCCAGGUUAUUGGUGGGAUUGAUUAUCGGUGUUUUGGUUUUGUGGUGCUUGUCAAGGAUAUUCAAAACAGGUUUACAGGGCCAUUGCCUGGUUAUCGGCAGCUUAAGUGCUGUGAGAUCCUCAUAAAAUACAAACAUAAUGAAUAUACAUCUUUUCCAUGGAUCUUUUAAAAAGUUAUGCUUUACUUCACUGAAUCUAAUAAUACUGUAUAUAUUCUCAUAUUACUAUUGUAUUAUAAAAUAUAAACAAAGCAAUCUAUGUUUUGGUUUGGAAAAAUCAGCUGAGGUCAGAGGUAAGUUUAUUUCGCCAUAUUGGACUCACUUCAGAGCGAUUUUCUUGCUUUUAGUUAGUGAAGAUAAAUCUCCCUAAAAUCUCUCUUUAUAUGGGACCAGGUUAUUUUUCAUUAUAUGAAGUUUUUAAGUUGAAAUAUGACUUGAAUACGUCUUGUUGUGAACUGAAUUUAGUUAUUUUAUUCAUUAGUAAAUAGCGUUGGGAGCAGAUUCUGUUCGCUAUUUUCACUCUAUUUCAUCAUGAUAUGAGCUUUACAUAUUUAUCUUUUAUAUGGUGUGAAAACAACAGUAAAAGUUGUUAAUUUUUGCCCAGUAUUUUUAUUUAAAUACGUUUUUCUCCUCUAUUAUAUAUGGUCGAGUUUCAUCCGUGUUGCUGAUGCACAACAAUUUAUGGUCAUUAGCAAUGUGACCAUUGUUUUCUCAGCUUCAGCUACAACUGCAGCUGAAGUUUAGCAGUAUAUUUUCUUGCUGAUAUUUUCUCCAUAGCGAAAGAAGGUUUAAUGUAAAAAUAUAUCAGUCCUAUUCUACUUAAUUAACGUAAUUUGUAACAGUAUGGUAAUUUUUUAUUAUUCUAUGAUGGCUGAAUGCAAGCAAACUAGCUGUUGUUAUCCGAUUCAGUUGGUCGUAGCAAAACAACUGUGCUCGUUCAGUUGUUUAUGGCUGUGUGUGUUUAAGUAAUGAUUAUAAUGUUACGGCGAUACUUUUAUCAUUCACUGUUACUAUUUUAACUUAUUUAACUAGAGGAUAGGACAGAUAAAGAGACGGAGGAAAAGAGCUUAGGAAGUGCCACUAAGAAGAGGAAGAUUAUAUCCGUGGAGAUGAAAAUUGACAUCUUUAAGCGUUCUGAAAAAUGUAACUCUCUCUCUUUCUCUCAGCCAAGGUUUACUUGUAAGUUCAUGGAAUCUGGCAUUAAACAUUUGUAGAACUACCGUGCAGACCACAGUGAAGGAUUAGGCAAGGGAAAUUCCACAUUUUUAUUAAAAGAGUCAUCACAUAUUAGGGUAAAAUACCUGGCUGUGACUGUUUAAGGUGUCGUUAACCAGUCUAGAGCACCGUAAGGUGGAUUGGGGCAGCCAUAGACUUUUGAAUUAUUGGCAAAUUUUCAGUUACCGUCAAGCCCCUAGAAACAGAACCCCUGCCGAAUACUGGGGCUGUCUGUAUAUUAUUUUAUGCUAUAUCGUACUAGUUCAGUAUUUUAUGUUAGAGUAGAACUUUUUAUUACCUAUCUUACUUGGGCCUUGUUUUGCCAUAGUGUCUAGGGUAAUAAAAUGUGAAUUUCUUCCAUGUUCAUUAUGGUAUAUUUUUAUACCUCCUGUGUUGUACUUUGAAUGCAUACAAAUAUGUUUUAUGGUUUGUUCUAAUUCUCAUUACUUUAUAUUGAAUCGUUUACAUGUAUUUAUAAAGUUUGCUGUGCAAAGUUUACCCUAGUGUUCUCAAUAGAUAAUAUAUCCUUGCCUAAUUUUAUAAUGCUUAGAAACUCGGCCUCAAAAUUUACAUUAAGUAAAUGACAAAUUCUUGAUUUUUUUGGCAAAAUAGGGUCAAAUGUUACACUGGUAUAUGUAUAGUGAAAAAGUGUGGUGUGUAUUUUACACCCUUGGUUCGUUUUCCAAGCUCCCAUCUAAGAACUUCCCUUCAUCCUCAGUAGCUGAUCACAUGAUGCUUGGACCAUCUGUCCCUUUGUACUUUUGUAUUUUUUAUGAGUUCCCACAUUUACUGAUUGAUGUUUUAAUAAUACACUGAGUGUUAGGUUUAUACAAGUGAUUGCAUAAGUUUUUUUUUUUAGCUCUGCUGGUUGUAGUUAUUGGGAAAAGUUGAAGGAUUAGGAAGUUGUAUGGUGGUUGGUACAACUUACCUUUGUUCAGAAACAUCAGUCAUUUUUCAUUAAUUCUAAUGUUUUACAUAACUAAUAUUAUUUUUUGAAUUUUUUUGCAUAUACAUGUGAUAUUUUAUUUUCAUUGUUAGUUUGAAUAACGUUGUGGUUUUAUAAUUUACGAAAAAUGGAAAUUUAGUCAAGAAAAUUGCUUGUCUGAGGACAACUUUGUGAACUUAAUACUACAGUGUGGAGUGAUUGCUGCCUCUCUUGAUUGGUUUUUUAUAGUAUACAUUCAUGUAGUACCAGUAGGAUAAGAAAACAUGUAUCAACACCAAUAUUGAUAAUGUUACAUAAAUGUUAGGUGAUGUAUCACAAAACUGUUGUGUCAUAAGUUUGGAUGAUGUAAUUGUUAGACCAAGCUCAUUAUUGCCAAUUACCUACCGUUCAUAACUAUGUAGGCUUAGCUAAAAUAAACUUUGUGAGAACCAUU
Molecule: messenger RNA, 18411 nt
Organism: Macrobrachium nipponense
Lineage: Eukaryota; Metazoa; Arthropoda; Malacostraca; Decapoda; Palaemonidae
Gene: Fibp
Product: acidic fibroblast growth factor intracellular-binding protein-like
Cellular component (GO): nucleus
Source: RefSeq, a predicted model, not a curated record